CUCUCUAAAAAUUUGGAAUUCCAUUGGCCGUUGGAUUUCAAUCAAUCUUGUAACUUCGACGGUCGCCUUUCUCCCUCACCCUUCUUCCUCCGCGAGGGAGAGAGAGGGAGAGAGAGAGGAGGGGGGAGGAGAAAAAGAAGAACGCAAAGAAAAGAACCUCUUUUGAGAGAGAGAGGUUGUUUGGUAUUUGGGAAUCAACCGAUCGAUCUUUGCGCCUCUCUCAUUCUCUCUCAGUUGUUUUUGUUGUCAAAUUAUUUCAGCUUCGUCUUCUGCAAGUCCACGAAAUAAAAAGAAGAAGAAGACGAAGAAGAAGAAGAAAAAGAAAAAGAAGAAGGAGAAGAAAAAGAAGAGGACCCAUUAGUUUUUCUGAGAAAUUGGGUUGAUUUUUGCGUUGUGUUUUUGUUGGGUGCGUGCGUGAAUCAAUGGAGUUGGAAAGCAUUGAGUGUGUAUCUUCAUUGGAAGGAAUGGAUGAGCAAGAGAUCCAUCAUCAUCACCAUCAUGUUCAUCAUCUCCAUCAUCAUCAGUUCGCGUCGAAGCCGCCGCACAACAAUGGUGUGGUCCCCAACGCGAUUACUCCGGCCACCAGCGUCCACGAGUUGCUUGAAUGCCCUGUGUGCACCAAUUCUAUGUACCCCCCAAUCCAUCAGUGCCACAACGGGCAUACAUUGUGCUCUACUUGUAAAACAAGGGUGCACAACCGGUGCCCCACUUGUAGACAGGAGCUUGGAGACAUUAGGUGCUUAGCGCUAGAGAAAGUGGCCGAGUCACUCGAAUUGCCGUGCAAGUAUUACUCCUUGGGCUGUCCAGAGAUAUUUCCCUAUUAUAGCAAACUCAAACAUGAGGCACAGUGCAACUUCAGGCCAUACAAUUGCCCAUAUGCUGGAUCUGAGUGCUCUGUUGGUGGUGAUAUUCCCUUCCUGGUUUCCCAUCUUAGGGAUGAUCACAAGGUGGACAUGCACACUGGAUGUACAUUUAACCAUCGUUAUGUAAAAUCCAAUCCGCGAGAAGUUGAAAAUGCAACCUGGAUGCUAACGGUCUUCCACUGUUUUGGUCAAUAUUUCUGCCUUCACUUCGAGGCAUUCCAGCUUGGAAUGGCCCCUGUGUACAUGGCAUUCCUUCGUUUCAUGGGUGAUGAGACGGAGGCCCGAAAUUACAGCUACAGCCUGGAGGUUGGGGCUAAUGGCCGAAAACUCGUAUGGGAAGGUACUCCACGGAGCAUUCGGGAUAGUCACCGGAAGGUUAGGGACAGCCAUGAUGGUCUUAUUAUCCAACGAAACAUGGCUCUUUUCUUUUCGGGUGGGGAUAGGAAGGAAUUGAAGUUGAGAGUUACCGGGAGAAUAUGGAAGGAACAACAAAACCCAGAUGCUGGGGUGUGCAUUCCGAACCUAUGUAGCUGAGGCAGGUAUUUUUGAUACCCCUUUUCAUGGUUUAUGCGAGUUUAGGUCAACCACUGUUUUUUGUUAAAUGUGUACCAACUUCUUGUGAAAUGUUGUAAUUGAAUGGGCAUUGGGAACAGUCAAAAGUGUAUACACUGUAAAAUAAGCAGCUUUUCGUCUGUGUUCUUCUGAUUGGUAAUAACAUUUGCAAGUAUAGGAAUUUCUA
Malania oleifera is the source of this 1602-nucleotide messenger RNA. Its product is annotated as E3 ubiquitin-protein ligase SINAT5-like. Gene Ontology annotation, biological process: ubiquitin-dependent protein catabolic process; multicellular organism development. The record is from RefSeq and is a predicted model, not a curated record. Bases 423 to 1397 code for a protein of 324 amino acids. Gene Ontology annotation, cellular component: cytoplasm. NCBI's taxonomy places the organism in Eukaryota, Viridiplantae, Streptophyta, Magnoliopsida, Santalales, Ximeniaceae. The transcript has 3 exons. Gene Ontology annotation, molecular function: ubiquitin protein ligase activity; zinc ion binding; protein binding.